GAAAUUAAUAUUCCAUUUAUGAGUUGUUGGCUGGUUGCAUUUCUCAAUUCUCAAACGCCCAAGGAGGGGAAAAAAAGAAAAAGAAAAAGAGAAACAUCAUAAAAUUUUAAAUUAAAUCAAUGUGACCGUUACAUUGGUGGAAAAAAAAAAUUUAAAAUGCAAAGCUCCAUUUGAGAAGACUCAAAGUCAAAGAGUCUUUCUGCUUUGGUAGCAGCCACAUUUAGAAAUGGCAGCAGCAGAAGAAUUAGAAGAGCACUUGCAAGAGCUCAGAUCCAAAGCCACAGAGCUUUUCCUCAGAGAAGAAUGGAAUGCUUCAAUCGAAGCCUAUUCCCUCAUCAUCACUCUCUGCACUCAAACCCUCUCCCAUAAUUCUCACCCAACCCAAAACCUUCGCAGAUCCCUCUGCAUUGCCCUAUGCAACCGCGCAGAAGCAAAAUCCAAAUUGAAGAAUUUCCAUUGCGCCCUUCAAGACUGUGACCACGCUUUGGAACUCGACGCCACACAUUCGAAGACCCUUUUGUGCAAAGGUAAGAUCUUGCUCUGCCUCAAUCGCUAUUCUUCCGCUCUCGAGUGUUUCAGAAGCGCCGCGAUCGAUGGGAACGCUGAAAACGCAAGUGGGUACUUGGAAAGAUGCAAAAGUUUGGAGCUUUUGUCGAAAACGGGGUGUUUGGAUCUUUCAGAUUGGGUUUCAAAUGGGUUCAAAGGGAAGGUUCCGGAGCUCGCUGAACACAUUGGUGCUGUGGAGAUUAGAAAGUCUGAGAUCAGUGGGAGAGGGUUGUUUGCAACGAAGAAUAUUGAUGCCGGGGCUUUGAUUUUGGUCACCAAGGCAAUUGCAAUGGAGAGGAGCAUCAUAAUGGGAGGGGUUCAGGAUCUUUGUGAGGAUGCACAGUUGGCAAUGUGGAAGAAUUUCAUUGACAAGGUUUUUGAGGUUGUUGGGAAGUGUUACAAGACAAAGGGUUUGAUUACUAGGUUGUCUUGUGGGGAGAAUGAGGAUGAGCUUGAGGUGCUUGAUGUAGGUCUCUUUAGGCCUGAGAGUGUGGAGAAGGAUGAUGGUGAUGCAGUUGUUGGGGUUGAUAUGGUUAAGUUGGUUGGGAUAUUGGAUGUGAAUUCUCUCACUGAGGAUGCUGUUUCAGCCAAUGUGUUGACGAGGGGGAAUGAUUGUUAUGGUGUAGGGUUGUGGCUGUUGCCUUCCUUUGUGAACCACUCUUGUGUUCCCAAUGCGAGGAGGUUGCAUGUUGGGGACUACUUGGUGGUUCAUGCUUCCAAGGAUUUGAAGGCUGGUGAGGAGGUUACUUUUGCUUAUUUUGACCCUUUGUGUGGUUUGAGCAAGAGGAAGGAGAUGUCAGUGAAUUGGGGGAUCCAUUGCAAGUGCAAGAGGUGUAGGUUCGAGGGGGAAGUGUUCUCAAAACAAGAAAUAAGAGAGAUUGAGAUUGGCCUUGAGAGAGGGAUGGAUGUGGGGGGGGUGGUGUUCAAGUUGGAGGAGCAAAUGAAGAGAAUGAAGGUUAGGGGAAAGGAAAAAGGGUAUUUGAGGGCUUCAUUUUGGGAAGCAUAUUCUGAGGCUUAUAGGUCUGAGAGAGCAAUGAAGAGGUGGGGGAGGAGGAUUCCUACAAUGGAGGCGGUGGUUGAUAGCAUCAGUGAUGUGGUGGGAGGGGAUCACAGGUUGCUUAAGAUGAUGGUGGAGGAGUUGAAGAAAAAUGGUGGUGGAGUUGUUGAGAGGGAGAAGGUUUUCAAGAUGGCUAGAGAUGUGUUUGGGAAGGUGGUGAAAAAGCAAGCAAUGAAGACACUUCUUGAACUUUGCAUUGGUGAUUGAAUGGAUAAAUAAAUUCUCUUUACUUUUUCUUCAUUUUUAUUGUUAUUGUUUGUCUUUUGGAUGUCUUUUCUUUGUUUAAUGUUCUUUCUUUACUUGCUGUAAACCAUCAAGUUUUCAGCUACGAUCAACUCAAGUUGUCAUAGUCACUUAUCAUUUACUUGUUAUAUGUAAGCCAAUGCUAUGAAUAAUUUUAUUGAACAUUGCACACCUCCUUCUGUGCAAUUGUUUUUCUUCGUUUAAUUA
Molecule: messenger RNA, 2053 nt
Organism: Glycine soja
Lineage: Eukaryota; Viridiplantae; Streptophyta; Magnoliopsida; Fabales; Fabaceae
Exons: 1
Coding region: 227-1810 (527 amino acids)
Molecular function (GO): protein binding
Source: RefSeq, a predicted model, not a curated record